AUGACCCUCCGGCUCCCGGGGUCGCUCGUCAACAGAGCUUUGCGCAGUCGACUGCUCUCUGCGCAACAACACCGUGCUGCAACAGCAGCCCAAAACUUACCAUCAACAUGGAAUGCCAUAAAUGCAACUAGGGCCUUUUCUGAUCACCCCAAUCGCACCGCUUCCUACGAGCGUUUCGAGAAUCCGAGGCUGAAGCCAUCCCGACAAAAACUCGCCGAUCGGCCGAUUCAUCGCAAUGAAAAUAAACGAGGAAAUGAUAGUCUGAUGGCUAUUGCAUCAAAUUCCCAUUCCGCGCGUUAUGAUCAUGAGAUUGAGAUCGCUGAAAGCGAGGCGUUGGACACCGCGGCUGCAGGGCGCGAUGGCCCCAUGGAGGAGCAGGCGGAAGGGGAGGCCGUCGAAAACGAACACGACCCCGAAGAGGAUACUGCUGAUGACAAGACAACCGAUGACAAGACACCCGAAACGAAGAGCUACCAUGGCCUCUCGCUCGGAGAAAGCAGGAUCACACCCAAGAUCGUGAAUAUGGAAUUGAGAUGGUUGAACGAUCCUCAUAAAAUGGCGGAUCGGAUUGAUCGCAUUUUGCAGAAUGGUGAGCCGGCAUUGGCGGCAGCAAUAGUGCGCGCUGGAACCAAGAAGGGCAUGAGAUGCGACGUUGCAUGGAAUCACCUCUUGCAGUACUGUAUGGACCAAAAAAGCCCACAAGCUGCGUUUAAGUUCUAUAAUGAUAUGAAAAAACGUGGCCGAAGACCCAAUAUGCGAACAUACACCAUUAUGUUGAAAGGCUUUAGUUCGGUUCCAAUGUCUCCGUCUGUGGUCAAGACAGCGGCGUCUGUCUACCGCUCGAUUUCCGCGGAAAACUCCGGUGUCAAGCUUAGUAUCAUCCACACCAACGCGAUGCUUACUGUUUGCCAUCGCCACGCGGAUAUGGACAGGCUAUGGCAGAUUGCCGGCGAGCUGCCUGAGGAGGGACCGGGAGCCCCUGAUGCCACUACAUACACAAUCAUUUUGAAUGCCGUGCAAUUCGCGGCACGCCGAGACAUACAAAAAAUGUCCCCUGACGAGAUCGACAAGAUUCUCGAACGCAAAACGAAGGCUAUCACGGAAGGAAAGCGGAUUUGGGCCGACAUCGUUUACCGUUGGAAGACUCAGACACUGGAACUCGACAAUGACGUCGUCAAUGGCAUGGCCAGUUUGCUGUUGGAUGGCGCCAGUGAUAUGGAUUGUUACAAUGUUAUGGAAUUAUACAAACAGACCAUGGGACUUCCUAUCCUUCAAAAGCGACCAACCGAAAGCUCAAAGACAACGCGCCGCCGCAUCACACACGAGGAAACCCAGGCCAUUGAGCAGUCUGAAAUGAAGAGACAAGAGAAAAUGGAAGAUCUUCCGUUUGUGGAUGAGAACAACAAACCAUUAGGACCAGCAGAGACAGCCGGAGAUCUCCACGAAUUCGACGAACCCGCAGAAGAAAAAGUGGAGGCGGUUGAGGAAGAACAGGAGGUGGAAGAAAUGGAAGAAGAGGAGGAAACCUUUGAAGACCUUUUCAAGCCUGUGGUCCCAGGGGCGGAGGGCCUUUCAUUCCUGAAACCCAAGAGCAAAGAACUCACACUUCUACUGAACGCAUGCUUCACCAUGACUCAAGGAACCGAAGGUGGUCUUGCUUACUGGAAAUACAUGACAUUGGACGAAAAUGAGCACCGGUUCAGGCCCGACGCGAUCACAUACGCACAAUAUUUCCGUCUCCUCCGCAUUUCUCGCUCUAGCAAAAUCAGCGUCAAGACAAUGCGGGACCAGAUGGUUCCUUCCGGCCUUGCACAUGGAACAGCAUUCCACAUUGCCCUCAGCGUCUGUCGUCGCGAUCGCCGCAACCACUCUGUCCUUUUGCACGCAAAUGAACUGAUCGGUCUGAUGGACAAAGCGCUGAUCCUACCAGAUAUUCGUGUUCUGGACGGCUACCUCGAGACGAUUCAAAUUCUUUCCGCGAACUCUUCUGUCCUUCUGAAUCUGCGAGGCCUCAGCACAGAAGAAGACACCAAAAGCCUCAGACUCCAAGAUCGUGGCGCGAAGCUUCAAGCGCAGCUGCGGCUUAAUGCCCUCGCCACUUUACGAUCCUAUGUGUCCGAACUCCACGAAGCGAUGGAGAAUGGCAAACCCGAGGCAGGCGGUCGCUGGAGCAAUGCUCAAAACCGACUUGCGAAUCCUAUUCACGGCCCCGCCGCUGUCAAAUUCAUGGCCCGGGUUCGUCUGAUUGUCGAUGACACGCUCAAGCUUGACUACAAGAAAUACGUCUCGAAGGCUGAGCGCAAAAUCCUCAUGGGAGAGUCGCAGAUGUUGAAGAAAUACUCCGACAAGCAGACUAUUGCAGCUUGGAAAAACAAGCUUGUAUACCCUACGGCCGAUCAGAAGGACGCAGCCAGGGAGCGCAUCUACAACUAUAGAGAAUCCGUUCGGCUUGAGCAAGCAAGAGAAACAACCUCCGAGCGAUCUCAUGGGCAUGUGGAUUCUUCGCUACCGAAGGCCAAGUUGAUGGACACGGUCGAGGCCGAGUGA
Messenger RNA from Penicillium brevicompactum, 2547 nucleotides. Its product is annotated as pentatricopeptide repeat-containing protein. Gene Ontology annotation, molecular function: protein binding. Lineage: Eukaryota; Fungi; Ascomycota; Eurotiomycetes; Eurotiales; Aspergillaceae. Bases 1 to 2547 code for a protein of 848 amino acids. The record is from RefSeq and is a predicted model, not a curated record. The transcript is spliced from 2 exons.